GGGUGUAAUACAGGAUUCUGUAUCAAUGAAUGGCCCUUCAUUUCCAACCGUAAUCAAUCUAGCCACGCGCCUACCAUAUCAAUAUGAUGAUGACGCUCGUUCGGUGUUUCAUGGGCUUUGGACGACUUUAUUCGAACUGGCAAUUGCAUCCUCGUGUGGAAAGGUCAUGCGCCCCCACCCCACCCCUCCUCCCCCCCCUUCCCCGUCGCCACCGCAAAAUACGCGCCUUUUUUUGCAUACGGGAGGACGGGCGACUUGGACCCCCUGACUUGAAUCGUACCCCUGAGAUUGGCGUGCAAGCUACUUUGGUGGCCCUUAGUUUCCAAGCUCCGGCAUGGCCUAUUUUCCUCGGUGAUGGCCGACCCUGUGCACCCUGUGGGCUGCGUUUUCUCCGAAUACAUUGGAGGGGAAAAGAGUAAUUAUUAAUAGAGUACGAAGACGCUUGGCAUGUGUUCGCCUGCUAGGCAUUGCCGCUUUGAGGACAUGCGAGGACGUCAGUCAGC
Molecule: messenger RNA, 503 nt
Organism: Guyanagaster necrorhizus
Lineage: Eukaryota; Fungi; Basidiomycota; Agaricomycetes; Agaricales; Physalacriaceae
Exons: 2
Coding region: 84-419 (111 amino acids)
Source: RefSeq, a predicted model, not a curated record